CUUAAAAAAACCCUAAAAAAUGUGGGUUCCAUUCCGUGGUGGGGCUAGUACGACCCCCUCCCUCUCCCCAUCGUGGUUCCAUUGAGGCACUGUUUUUUCCUCAGUAUCCUCUUCGUUUACGGUCAUUGCCGCUGCGCUUUUGCACGCACACAGAGAGAGAGAGAGAGAGAGAGAGAGAGAGAUGUCUCGGCAAGCCAGGAGACUCGUCGCCAACUUGUCUACGCUUUCGCCCCCUUGUUCGUCUUCCCAUGCUGCCGUAAACCAGUCCCGCCAUUUUGCGGCGGCGGCGGCGCCUCCUCCGGCCGUGUUCGUCGACAAGAACACUAGGGUUUUAUGCCAAGGUAUCACCGGCAAGAACGGCACCUUUCACACCGAGCAAGCCAUCGAAUACGGCACUAAGAUGGUUGGUGGUGUUACCCCAAAGAAGGGUGGAACAGAACAUUUGGGACUUCCUGUAUUCAACUCUGUGGCUGAGGCAAAGGCUGAAACGAAGGCUAAUGCAUCUGUGAUUUAUGUCCCUCCACCUUUUGCUGCUGCAGCUAUUAUGGAGGCAAUGGAGGCCGAAUUAGAUUUGGUUGUAUGCAUCACAGAAGGAAUUCCUCAGCAUGACAUGGUUCGGGUGAAGGCUGCUCUUAACAAGCAAUCAAAAACUAGGCUUAUUGGUCCUAACUGCCCUGGUAUUAUAAAGCCCGGAGAAUGCAAAAUUGGAAUUAUGCCUGGAUACAUUCACAAACCAGGGCGUAUCGGAAUUGUCUCUCGAUCUGGAACAUUGACUUAUGAAGCGGUUUUCCAAACAACUGCUGUUGGCCUGGGCCAGUCGACAUGUGUUGGAAUUGGUGGGGAUCCUUUCAAUGGAACAAAUUUUGUUGAUUGCUUAGAGAAGUUUCUUGUGGAUCCUCAGACAGAAGGUAUCAUUCUUAUUGGUGAGAUAGGUGGUACAGCUGAAGAGGAUGCCGCUGCACUUAUAAUGGAAAGCGGUACUCAAAAGCCUGUAGUAGCUUUUAUUGCUGGACUCACUGCUCCACCUGGCCGGCGAAUGGGUCACGCUGGAGCUAUAGUAUCAGGAGGAAAGGGAACGGCACAAGACAAAAUCAAGACUCUGAGGGAAGCUGGGGUGACAGUCGUUGAGUCUCCUGCAAAGAUUGGAUCUGCCAUGCUUGAUGUCUUCAAACAGAGGGGUUUAGCGUGAGUCGAUUUCACAAACGAAUGGUUUUCUUGCAUCUUUUUGUUUAUGCAGCCUGGGUCUGAUGCCCAUUUUUAGCAUAUGAUAAGAGAAACAUUGAGGCCGACAGCACUGGUUGUGAUCUCCACUAUAUCCUUGGAAAGUUUUAGCAUACACCUGUUUUGGAUUCUAAAUUCAUGUCCCUAAAAAAGAAUGGAUUGGCUCCUUUGAUGUGGCGCUUUUACGCUACAGGUGAAGUGAUACUUAUGUUACAAGGGAGUUUUGCCCUCA
This is a messenger RNA of Rhododendron vialii, 1453 nucleotides long. Its product is annotated as succinate--CoA ligase [ADP-forming] subunit alpha-2, mitochondrial. The coding region runs from base 182 to 1189 and encodes 335 amino acids. Gene Ontology annotation, cellular component: mitochondrion; succinate-CoA ligase complex (ADP-forming). Gene Ontology annotation, molecular function: succinate-CoA ligase (ADP-forming) activity; succinate-CoA ligase (GDP-forming) activity. The record is from RefSeq and is a predicted model, not a curated record. The transcript is spliced from 7 exons. Gene Ontology annotation, biological process: tricarboxylic acid cycle. Lineage: Eukaryota; Viridiplantae; Streptophyta; Magnoliopsida; Ericales; Ericaceae.